AACAGUACUCAGAGCUAAAUAGGGAAACACAUAACACACGAGUCCUUAUAAGACACAAGACCUGUAAUAUCCUCAGACAUAUCAGCAGCCAAUGCAACCAAUAAUACAUUUGUAUUGAUAUUUAAUACAUCGAUACAAACAAUUCACGUAAAAAGCAUAUCAUAAAAGCUAACGAAAAAAGCGGCGGUCUUUCAUAUAAAGCCAGUUAUACUACAAUUGAUUGGUAUAUAACUUAUUAUAAUCAAUAGCGCAUAUAAUGACAGAGGAGUCAUACCGUAUACGACUCGUCACUCUCGGAGGUGUCUCUGUUGGCAAAAGUGCUAUUCUUAAGAGAUUUUUAUUCAAUACAUUCAAUGAGAAACACAAACCAACAGUUGAGGACUUGUUCACCAAAGACUUUAACUUAGGAACUAUGACUCUAAAGGUUGACUUUUUGGACACUGAAGGAGAUAUGCAGUUUCCAGCAAUGAGAAGACUGUCCAUUGCCAACGCACAGGCAUUUAUGUUAGUCUAUAGUAUCGAUAAGUCGAGUACUUUCGAUAUAAUCAAGACUUGCUUUGAGGAGAUCAAAGAAGUGAGGACUGAUUUUCAGGAAAUACCGAUAAUAUUUGUGGGUAACAAAUGUGAUCUCUCAGAUGAAUUCAAAGAAGUGCCCAAAGAGGAUAUGGCUGAAUGGGUUUUCUGUGAAUUACCAAAAUUGCGAACAAAAGUGAUGGAGUGUUCGGCCAAAAACAAUACAAAUGUUAAGGAGAUAUUCAAUGCAUUUCUUCAUUUGGCUCGCAUUCCUCUGCCUAAUGAUGAGGGACUUCGUCGUCGAUCCAGUGCUCAGGCGAGGGUUCAAAACGGAAAAUCAAGAUUUGCAGGCAAUACCAGUCUAACACCAAAUCACGCCAUUCCUGAUGACGAAACCGGACAACGACUAAAGCCUAGGAGUAGAAGUUUAAUUAGGAGGUCCUCUAAGAAAGUCAACAAAAGUAGAGAACCGACCUCUGAUGCAGACGACUGUGCCAUUUCUUGA
Oppia nitens is the source of this 1018-nucleotide messenger RNA. RefSeq names its product ras-related protein Rap-1b-like. Lineage: Eukaryota; Metazoa; Arthropoda; Arachnida; Sarcoptiformes; Oppiidae. The record is from RefSeq and is a predicted model, not a curated record. The coding region runs from base 257 to 1018 and encodes 253 amino acids. The transcript is spliced from 7 exons. Gene Ontology annotation, molecular function: GTP binding; GTPase activity.